Messenger RNA from Gasterosteus aculeatus aculeatus (three-spined stickleback), 3639 nucleotides. RefSeq names its product wingless-type MMTV integration site family, member 1 (gene wnt1). Gene Ontology annotation, molecular function: frizzled binding; cytokine activity. The record is from RefSeq and is a predicted model, not a curated record. Gene Ontology annotation, biological process: multicellular organism development; neuron differentiation; canonical Wnt signaling pathway. NCBI's taxonomy places the organism in Eukaryota, Metazoa, Chordata, Actinopteri, Perciformes, Gasterosteidae. Gene Ontology annotation, cellular component: extracellular region.
UUAUUAAUCAGAGUGUAUUUCUUCGAUCGAUCGAAAAAAUGUAAUAAAGCAGCCCAGCAAUAAUAUGACAACUAAGAGCUGCAAGUUUCGUUAUAAAGGUCAAUAAAGACCAAGGGAGGUAGUUUUGUUCAUUGAGAGUAAUAUGAAACACUAUGAUAUACCCUCGUGAAACAUUUUUGAAUAAAACGUCACUAUUGAUUCAAUGGGUUGUAAUUUCAAACAACCAUUCAAUUGUGAUUUUUCUUAAAAGAAGAUCCGAGCAGAAAUAUGACUACACAUUUUGAGAGCACACUGGGAGAAAAGAGGAGGAGAUGCGGUUAGGGAGUAGGCUAAUCCCACCAGCGGGUAAGAAAAGGCAGUUUUAGAUGGCUCAUAUUCCACUCAAACUGUACUGCACCGCGACACCAGCUUCCAGCAGCGACGGAGCACCGAACCGGGCGCAGCCGCAGCAUCUGUACCAACACAUCACCGCUUCAGAGGAACUUCUCCUUUCUGCAAGACUAGAUGUGGAAGGAAGCCCACCGCCAGUGAGGAAAUAUUCUCAGCCGCACCACAUUUACGGGGAAUCGAUUCUGUGUCGACCGUGAGAUUCCACAAGUAAUGCGCGCAACUUUGUGGAUUGCCCUUUUUUUCUAUUCCUUUCUCAUUUCUGCCCAGUUGUGUUUCCUUAUUCAUGGUGCGCUCUGUGAACAGCAUUAACUAUCCCUCCCUCCAAUCCUUUUGAAAAGGCUCCGACAAAAAAAACAACACAGGGAGAUGAGAGCAGCAAAUCCCUUUUUUAUUCCCCUCGUAGCGCUCAAUAAGAGAAGAAUGUGUUGCCUAUCAGUCACCGAGGGGAUCAAGUCUUCGGGACUGUCCCACGCGUUCAAUGCGCCGCGCAGAGCAUCACUGAGAGAGACAGAGUGAAGAGAAGCGCAGCAGCAGCAGCAUCCUGUCUGGACACUUCACAUCAUUCAGCAACCUGUCUUCACUUAAGAUCCAUUUAAGUCAAUUAAGGGCAGCCUGCUCCCUUCACCUUUCAAGUCCUCUCACCGGACUGCGGCGUGGAACGAUGCGGAGCCUGGCGCUGCUGUUGGGGGUGAAGGCUGCCUGCAUCCUGCUGGUGUCGUCGCUCUCGGGCACGGGGGCCGUCAACAACAGCGGCCGGUGGUGGGGUAUUGUCAACGUGGCCUCCUCAUCCAACCUCCUCACCAAUUCCAAGAACGUGCAGUUGGUCCUGGACCCGAGCCUGGCCCUGCUGAGUCGUCGCCAGCGCCGGCUGAUUCGGCAGAACCCUGGCAUCUUGCACGCCAUCGCCGCUGGGUUGCACACUGCCAUAAAGGAGUGCAAGUGGCAGUUCCGCAACCGCCGCUGGAAUUGCCCGACCACCCACAGCCCAGCAGUUUUUGGGAAAAUUGUCAAUCGUGGUUGCAGAGAGACUGCCUUUGUAUUUGCCAUUGCCAGCGCAGGGGUGACCCACGCCGUGGCUCGCUCCUGCUCGGAAGGGGCCAUUGAGUCGUGCACGUGCGAUUACCGCCGCAGAGGACCCGGAGGACCAGACUGGCAUUGGGGGGGCUGCAGUGACAACGUAGACUUUGGAAGGGUGUUCAGCCGGGAGUUUGUGGACUCCAGCGAGAGGGGCAGAGAUCUGCGCUACCUCACUAACAUACACAAUAAUGAGGCUGGCAGAAUGACUGUGGCAUCAGAGAUGCGUCAGGAGUGCAAGUGCCAUGGCAUGUCAGGCUCCUGCACCGUGCGCACCUGUUGGAUGCGCCUGCCUAGCUUCCGCACGGUGGGAGACUUCCUCAAGGACCGGUUUGACGGUGCGUCCAGAGUUGUUUAUGCCAACAAGGGAAGCAACCGCGCCUCCCACCGAGCCGACCCCCGGCACUUGGAGCCUGAAAACCCGGCUCACAAGCCGCCCUCUGCCAAGGACCUGGUCUAUUUUGAGAAAUCACCAAACUUCUGUUCCUACAAUGGCAAAACUGGCACUUUGGGAACUUCUGGGAGAACAUGCAACAGCUCCUCUCCAGGCCUGGACGGAUGUGAGCUGCUCUGCUGUGGACGUGGGUUCAAGACCCGGACUGAGAGUGUGACUGAACGUUGCAACUGCACGUUCCACUGGUGCUGUCACGUCAGCUGCUUGAACUGCACCAGCACGCGGACGUCACACCAGUGCCUAUGAUGACAGGUGGACACCAAUGGAAUAUCGAUGCAUGUUUGAUUGGCUGAGAAAGCUGCUAGAACACAGGUGGCUUGAGAUGUUAGAAGCUAGAAAAGCUUCAUGGCGGGUAAACUGAUACAGGGAAUUCUCAAGAUGAAAGAAAAGAAAAAGUGGUGUGGGAGAAGGAGAAGGAGAAGGAGAAAAGCACACAUUUAUGAACAACAGGGUAUGCAGGAAGUAUUUGUGCAACUUUCCUUUGAUGCUUAACAGCAUUCAAAGGGUAUUGAAACACGCCAGUCAUCAAUAUUGAGUGGAAAUCAUCUAUAUCCCUCAAGUGUUUACACAUAGCAGUAGAAGUAAGGGGAGGAAAUGAUAUGGUGAUGAAUCAAUUGGUGUAACCAGGUACUACUAGAGCAUUCUUCUCCCCCACUGAGGGCAGAGACUGAGCAGUGUUUCACAGAUGUUUCCGUGGCCAGAGAGUCACAAACAAGGGCUCCCAUAAACAAGAGGGGAAGUUUUUGUUUUGUAAAUCGUUUUCUUCUGCUGAAGGUUGGAUUCUCUCACAUGAAGCUGUUUGACGUUUAUUUACAGGGAUGAGCUGUCUUUUCCCAACUUGUACAGUCCAACAAUAAUUUCAUCACACUACUUACCCGUUUUAUUUAAGUUCAAUUGGAGCUGGAUACACCUCAACCCCUGAUUUGCCACUAUGAUUUACCACAGGAGGGUCCUGAUGUUACAUGACGGGGCGGAUGCUCACUAAGGAAAGUAGAAACUUACCAAGCAAAUCUGACUGAGGAAAUGUCAUUUGAAUGUAUUAUCAGCACACCGAAUAUAUAACUGCAUGACCAGAUCUGGGGGUCAAUUUCAAAGAAAAAAAUGAAAUGUAACCUGCAGAAUCUCGCCAUGCUCUCAAAAUGAAAACUAAAGCCAUUCUGAGAAGACAAGUAAAAAAACGCAAAAUACAUGUUAACUUGUGAAUACACAAGUGUUGCAUUAAAGUGGUCCAGCUUUAAAGUAGGCAUUAAUGCGUAUAAGCAGAUCAACUAUUUCUUUGAACAAAACAGCCUCUGCUAUCAGAGAUAAUUCUCUACAUUAGCUAUCAGAACCAAAAUAAUGUAAAUAUUAAAGUAUAUGAAUAUAUUUAAAAUGACGUAAUUUGUACGUUUUUGGGAUGAUUCAUUAGUUUCAAAUCAGGAGAUGUUUUAGAGAUUAUGCCUUUUUUCUAUUUUGCUGUAAUAUAGCUCACACUCACACAAAACUGAGUUAAUAGUAACAAAACAUUAUAACGUCUUUGCUUGUUUCCUGUUAAAACACUUGUGUUCAUGCACUGAAUAUUUACCUUUUGUAUUAGUGUAAAUAUAACAUAUUUAUUUUGAAGGAUUUUUAUACUGUUAUAGUGAAAUGUAUGAAGACUUUUUUUUUAGAUUUUAAUCAAAAGAUUUAGGCUCCUGUUGGUUUUGUAUUGUAUGAUAGAACAAUAAAGUCUAUAUUUUCAA